UCUGAGGCUCGCGGCCGACUGGGUGGCAGAGCUGGCAGCCAUGAUCGCGGUGGUAGCCUGGCUAGCGUUGCUAGCACUGGCGCCAGCCACGUCAGCAACCUCCUUCGCCGACAGGGGUUUUCUUCUCACGUGUCCCAAGUCGCUAAUCGCCGGGACGAAGGAGCAAUGCUGCGUAUCGUUUUACAAGCUCGCAGGCCAAACAGUGCGGCUAAAUGUGCACCUACUGCCCAAGAAAAAUAGUACAACGGCUGACAGCGUAGCAAAAUACUACAAAGCAACAUAUAUCAGAGGUGCCUCGGACUUUCGCUGUUUCUCCCUUUCCAUUCCGAAGAAAUCACGUUCCGGCACGCUCUACCUGAAGGUAUCCGUUCAGGGAUACUACUUCCAAUCGACGAAAACAUCUCCGGUCAAUGUGGUGCCCUACACACUGGUGACACUGGUGCAGACGGACAAGUCCAAGUACAAGGCCGGCCAGGAGGUGCUGUUCCGCGUGGUGACGCUGAAGAGCGAUCUUACCGCCCAGGAGGAGACGGUCGAUCAGAUCUACAUCACAACUCCCGCCGGCACCCGGCUGGCGCAAUGGAACCAGAAAACCACCAGCUCGGGCAUCAUAGCCCUGUCAUUUAAACUGACACAGGAGCCACCUCUGGGCAUGUGGACGAUACACGUGAAGCGUGGAGAUCGUAUCACAAAGCAGACAUUUGAAGUGGACGAGUUUGUCCUGCCCCGGUUCGAAGUCACCGUCACUGGACCCAAGUUUAUUGUCCGAGGUGCCAACACUGUUACUCUCAAAGUUUGUGCCAAGUACACCUUUGGAGAGCCAGUUUCGUCGGCCGACGUUGUGCUGUUUGCCAAACGCACGGUUCCUUCCUACUUCUACUCACGAAACAGAUACGGAGAGCUGGACCGACGAGGAGAGACGCCAUCUAACAUAACGCUAGAGGACACGAGUGACUCGAAGGGCUGCGCAGAAUUUGACGUUCUUUUGUCGAAAAUCGGAGUCGGCAAAACGUUCAGAAACCGCGGAAUCUACGUAAACCAGGUGAUUAUCCAGGCCAACGUGACGGAGGCGGGCACGGGCCUGGUGCUGGGCUCCGACCUCGUCAUACCCAUCCAGACGCCGCGCAUCAGCGUCGAAAUCGACGAACGGCCCGGCACCAAGUUCAUCAAGCCCGGUCUGGAAUACAUUGGAUUUGUCACAGUGAAGGGAGCGGAUGGCGACCCGCUCUCCGAUGAGACCCUGCAAGUUUGUCACACAGAGUCCUUCAUUGACCAAGGAGCGAUCAAGCCGAUCAAAAAGUCGGAAAAUCCGUUUAUAGCAUACCCGUCUUACCAGACAGCCAGCAGAGGAGUCAAGCUGGUGAGCAAGGACUUCAACAAGCUGCCAAUCAUUUAUCCUGCAAUACCAUCCAAGACAGACCAAGAAUCAUGCAAUGAGUACAAGAGCAACAAGGACGGUCGCAUUCGGUUCCGCAUUGCGCCCCAGUCUGCCGGUAUCAUCUCCAGCAACGUCAAUGUGCGGACUCGUCGGUCCGGCCUGUCCGGGAGCGACUACGUGUCGCUCAAGGGAUGGUUCUCUCUGACCGACUCGUACAUUUCGAUCGUGCCCGUGAGGGACCCAUACGGUCUGAAGUGCGAGGGUAGCCUCCGACUCACCGUUAAGUCGAACAUCAAAGUGCCGCAAAUGACGUAUUUGGUCAUGACCCGAGGUCAGAUUCAUACCUCUGGUAAGGUGGCACGCGACGGAUCCAUCGAAAUCAAGCUGAAUUUCAAAGUGUCGCCUUCUUUCAAAGUGCUCGUCUACUACGUCAACGGCCUGGGUGAAACAAUCGCCGAUUCAAAGACGUACAGCGUCGCUAACUGCUUCCAAAACCGAGUGAAGGUAUCCUGGGACCAGGAGAAGGUCGAGCCGGGCGAUCCGGCAGUGCUCACCAUUCGGGGAGCGCGCAACUCGCUCUGCGGCAUCUCCGUUGUCGAUCGCAGCGUCGAGCUGCUCAGCGACAAGAACAAACUAACUGCUAAGAAGGUGUUCGAGAAGCUGCAAAAAUUCGUCAUCGGCGAGUACCAGUAUCCUAGGCUUGUAGAAUCUGAUUCUAGCUAUUGUAAGCGGAAACCACGACAUGCAAGGCCAGGCCAUGGAGAUAUCUUUGGCUUCCCUAACGAGUUCCAGUUGGAAGACGGAAUCGCCGACAGGGAAGAACGAGUGCUCCCCUCAAACAGCCGUAAUGCUAGACGCAUUAUACGGCCAAUACCACGACCAACCCCCGACGGUUACUGGUACAGAACACGGCAAGAUGACUCCAUCAAGGCCUUCGAGGUGGCUGGCUACCUUGUGUUCUCAAACUUUGUGCUGGAGUCGCGACCCUGCGAGAGAAACAACCGGUCUUCGCCUGUCUACUACCCACUGAGGACUGUGAGCGCCGCCAUGGGUGGUGAGCGUGGCUUCGCGGUAGCAUCAGCAGAUGGUGCUGUGCGUGAGUUCGCAGAAAUUGCACAGAAAGCAGACAGUUCAGCUGUUUCGGCAGACUCGGCGGGCCCGGAGCCGGUCGCGGAGACGGCCGUGCGCUCCCUCUUCCCGCCGACGUUCCUGUUUCAGCUGGAGAAACUCGGGGUCUCGGGCCGCAAGGAUAUCAGCACCACGAUGCCGGAUACCAUCACCAGCUGGGUGGCGUCGGCCUUCUGCAGCGGACUUCGUAGCGGCUUUGGCCUGUCUGAUACGGCAACUAUCGUCACUUUCAAGCCGUUCUUCGCUCAGAUCCAAGUACCGUACUCGGUGAAACGCGGCGAGCUGCUGCGUCUCAAAGUCUCCGUCUUCAACUUCCUGAGCUCAGACCUGUCGGUGGCGGUGGUGCUGGCUUCGUCGACAGACUUUAGUGUGGCGUCGGGGGGCAGCGGCAGCCAAACCGUCUGCGUUCGCGCCUCCAAGCCCUCAGUAGUGGAGUUCCCGCUCGAAUUCAGCACUCUCGGCAAGGUUGACAUUACCGUAUCGGCCAGGACGAGUGGCUCAGCCUGUGGCUCUUCCAACCAGGUCCAGGCCAGUGAUGCGCUCGUACGCAGCCUUAUCGUCAAGCCGGAGGGAUUCCCACAGGAAGAGGUCAACACCGCCUUUAUCUGUAAGGAGGACAGCACGUCUCCGCCAAAGGAGGAGACUUUCGAGCUGGCCCUACCCAACCAAUUGGUACCCGACUCCCAGCGCGCAUGGGUCAACAUCGUGGGCGACCUGAUAGCUCCUUCUGCAGAGAACCUUGAGCGUCUGGUGCGAGUGCCCACCGGCUGCGGCGAACAGAACAUGAUCGGCUUUGUGCCCAACAUCCUGGUGCGCCGCUACCUGGAAGAGGUGAAGCUGCUGACGGAGAGCCUGAAGGACCGCACCACGGCCAACAUGCGGACAGGGUACCAGCGUCAGCUGCGCUACCGGCGCCGCGAGGGCUCCUACUCGGCCUUCCCGGAGCGCUCGCCGCCGCGCUACAAGGGCUCCCUGUGGCUGACGGCCUACGUGGUUCGCUCAUACCUGGCCGCCAGCAAGUACAUCGCCAUCGACAAAAACGACGUCUCCAUCAGCACAUCCUGGAUUGUCAAGCUACAGGAGAGCAACGGCGCGUUCAAAAGUUACGGCAACCUCUUCCACAAGGAGAUGCGCGGCGGCGUGGGUAACGGCGCCGUGGAGGCGAUGACGGCCUACGUGCUGCUGACGCUGCUGGAGGCCAAUGACCAGCCGGCGGCCGCCAAAAAGGCCGUGGACUUCCUGCUGGCCUCUAGCACAUACAACACCCUGUACGCCGAGAUCCUGGUGGCGCACGCGCUGGUGAUGGCCGGGAAGACGUCCGAAGGCAGCAGUCGGGUGCAGACACUCCUGGCCAAGGGCACACGCCGCGGCGGACAGCUGUACUGGAAGGGAGACCGCACCAGCAAGUACGGCGGCAGUCGCGCGGUGGACAUCGAGAUGACAUCGUACAUGGCGAUGACGCUGCUCAAACUGGGCGGCUCGUCGAACCUGGGCGAGGCCGCGCUGGCCGUGAAGUGGAUCAGCGCCCAGCGCAACAGCCAGGGCGGCUUCGUGUCCACCCAGGACACGGUGGUGGCGCUGACGGCACUCACCGAGUUCGCUAUCGCCACCUACUCGGAGAGCACGGCCGUCGACGUACUGGUCACGGCCUCGCCCAGCUACCGGUACAGCGUGCAGAUCACGGCCGAAAACCGGCUGCUGACACGCCAGGACUGGCUGCCGCAGCCGCUCGCGCUGCCCAAGAAGGUGACGUUCUCGGUCAGCGGACUUGGCUGCGCCGUCGUCCAGUCGGUGUUCCGCUAUAACACCAAGGUGGCCUUCCCCGACCCCAAGUUUAACCUGAAGGCCGUCAUCACCAAGGUGAAGAGUUCCUGCUCGUUCACGCUCAACAUCUGCACCAGCUUCAAGGAGCCCAAUACAGAGAGCAACAUGGCCAUUGUCGAAAUCGAGAUGCUCUCUGGAUUCGUCACCAUUGACAGCAGUCUGAGAAAACUGGAAAAUGACAAGGUUAUUGAGCGCUGGGAGUUCAACGAAGGCAAGGCUAGCCUCUACUUUGAUGGGUUCACUGAUAAGGAGGUCUGCUUCGACGUGCGCUUCAUCCGCGCUCUCGAGGUCGAAAAGCUGAAGCCGGCCGUUCUCCGAGUGUACGACUAUUACGCCCAUGAGGACAGAUUUGAAGUGACAUAUGGCCCGCCUGAAUGUCCGUGAUAAAACAUGAUGCGGAAAGAACAGAUCCCGGCAACGGCGGAUACGACGGCUGGAUUUGACGAAAUCGAGCAUCUUUGGUGUGAUAAGGUUAUUUACUGUUGGAUAAUGUGCAUUUACGGAAUAAGCGCCUGAGGUCGUGUAGUUGUGUUUCCUGUAUAAAAACAAGAUCAUUACAUUUCUCUUUUAUCAAAUACGCAAGAUGAUUGAGGGUAACAAUCCGAAUAAAUUGAGACAAAAA
Messenger RNA from Amphibalanus amphitrite, 4952 nucleotides. RefSeq names its product alpha-1-inhibitor 3-like. The transcript is spliced from 25 exons. The coding region runs from base 41 to 4714 and encodes 1557 amino acids. The record is from RefSeq and is a predicted model, not a curated record. Gene Ontology annotation, cellular component: extracellular region. Gene Ontology annotation, molecular function: endopeptidase inhibitor activity. NCBI's taxonomy places the organism in Eukaryota, Metazoa, Arthropoda, Thecostraca, Balanomorpha, Balanidae.